CUGUGGACGUGGCGUAAACUGGAGCAGUAGCAACCGCAACAGUAGCUAGCAGGUAGGAAACUAAGCAAAGGCAAGGUGAGCUCGAAGAUAAUCCCGUGGAAGUAUGGAUAUUAUCCAGGUCAACUGAUUGAUCUCUGGUUAUCUUUUCAGUGAAGAAAACAAUGUCCAGUAUAAGCCAGCACUAUGGGUUCCAGUCAGCCUCCAUGGUGCAGCCUGCCAAUGGUGGUCAUACCUAUCUGUUUGGAAACAAUGGCUCGGAGAAUGACUUGUCAGAAGAGGAUGGGGAGAGCAAUGAGCUGCGGCCCCGUGGCAGAGAGAGGCUGCGACGGAGCACCUCCAGAGAGAGGAUGGACGAUAUUAUCUACCUGACCAGAGACAUCCAGGAGGGUGACACCCUGAACAGCAUUUCCCUGCAUUACCAUUGCUCAGUGGCUGAUAUAAAGCGUGCCAACAAUCUCCUGACAGAUCAGGACUUCUUUGCCCUGCGGUCCGUCAAGAUUCCUGUGAGGCGCUUUAGUGUCCUCACUGAGACCCACAGCACUGGACCUCUCAAAUCUGCCUCCCCCUCAGGCACCAGGCUCCUGACCCAGAUCUCACCUGUUACCUCCCUCCCCUCGGAGUCCUCCACAGACUCUUCCUCUUCCACCGACAGUGUUGAAGGAUUCCUCCUGGAGAAGGACAAGGACAUUGAGCAGCUCGUGAAAUCCACAGGUCCGUCUCGGAACAGCCUGAAUGAGGUUGUGUCCUCCUUAACACUACAGCAGCCAUUACUAGGAGAUGUGGAGUAUAAACCAGUACAGAGAAAGGACCCUUAUUAUGGGGCAGACUGGGGCAUGAGAUGGUGGACGGCUGUGGCCAUCAUGCUGGUUGUUGGCAUUGUCACACCUGUGUUUUAUCUGCUGUACUAUGAGGUUCUAAUGAAAGCAGACGUCAGCCAUCACGGCACUCCCACACAAGCUAAUGGCGCUCCCACACAAGCUAAUGGCGACAGGCCUCAUGGACAUCUGGAUGGCAAUAAUUUGAACUUUAAUGCUGGAGUAGACAACCAACGUGCUGGAAAUGUUUUAAAUAGAGAUCCACAGGGAGCCGGUGUGGACAAAGGAGACGGCGAGCACGGAGGGCAUGAGAAAACAUAACAAGGGAUUAUAACUUUACAUAGAAAGACUUUACAUUUUGCUAACUCUAAUAAGACCUUAUUAAACUGGGUGGAUGUUCCCAUUGUUGAGUUGUUUUAUAUACAUCAGUGCAAUCUGUCUGACAUGGACGGUCACAUUAUAAUGGGAACAGUCAUUUUUAUAUGGUUGAGACAUUCAUUGUGUCUACGGUUAUGCUUUUCAGUGGUCUAAAAACAACAAAUGAUAUUUCAGAGUUGUUAUCAGGGUAGCCAAUAGAUUAUAGGCGAGGGUUUUGUUACCUGCACUCAAACUGUAUCCAAGGAGAUGAAAUACAAACGGACACACUUCCCUAUAACCGUUUAUUCAGUGAUGGAAGAGAAUCAUUCAUUCUGUGGACUUGGUUUUACAGCAGUUUUUACUCUGUUUGGUCCAAGUGUGUUUUAUGCCAUGUAAUAAAUAGUGUAUUUUCCAAUGAUAUAAGUUGGGAAAGUAUGGUCGCUGCCAUGAGUUUAAUAUAGUUAAUUUAUUUCAAGACUAUUAAGCAUUAGCCUUUACACUAUCAGUAUUGAAAGGUACCAGUUAAACAAUUUCUCUGAAUUUUCUAUGAAAGUUGCUUGAAUUCUUCUUUUCUUCAGUUUGCAGCGAGAGAGCUGCAUUUUUUUUUUUUCUUCCAAAAAAACAACCUCAGAGAGUAUGGUGACGAAAAUGGGAAAUGCACAUUAUUCCCACGAUGACUCAUAAGAGUAAUUAUGUGAGAUUUUAGACUUUGUCAUAUAGCCCUUUUAUUUUAUCACCGUGUUCACUUGAUACUUUAUGAAAAAGCAUUUACAUGUUGUUGACAGUAUGUGCCUUUCAACCUGUGGAAAUGUGACAGGCUGGAAAAUAAAUACAUCUAUUUUGAAUAAAUUAUUGCCAGUAUGCACA
Messenger RNA from Cottoperca gobio, 2039 nucleotides. RefSeq names its product LysM, putative peptidoglycan-binding, domain containing 3 (gene lysmd3). NCBI's taxonomy places the organism in Eukaryota, Metazoa, Chordata, Actinopteri, Perciformes, Bovichtidae. Gene Ontology annotation, biological process: Golgi organization. The transcript is spliced from 3 exons. Gene Ontology annotation, cellular component: Golgi apparatus. The record is from RefSeq and is a predicted model, not a curated record. The coding region runs from base 162 to 1136 and encodes 324 amino acids.